Prunus armeniaca (apricot) is the source of this 1875-nucleotide messenger RNA. Lineage: Eukaryota; Viridiplantae; Streptophyta; Magnoliopsida; Rosales; Rosaceae. The record is from the annotation of a GenBank genome assembly.
AUGGUUGGAGAUGUUCUAAACUCCUCUCUUCUUUUCAGCCGCGUUCUCCUCAGUUUUCACGCAUCUUCCGCAAAUACAUCGACCGAGAAGAGGAAAGGCACGCACGCACGCAAAAAAGAACGACAGAAGGAGAAGAGCGCACCUUUCACCAUCGGGAGCUCAGCUUGCGAGAUUCCUAUAGCAAUCAGGUAUGGGUAUCGAUGGCUAAGCCUUAAAGCAAAUUUCUUUCAACUCCUUUCCCCCUUUCCAUUACCAAAACACCACUACGAUCUGCUCUCCUCUCAAUUAAGUGCUGCAACAAGUUUCUAUUCAAGAACAAAGAAAGCAUUGUCAUGCCAGCAAGACUUUGAAUUUGGGGAACAACUGCAUGCUUUAGUCAUAAAAAAUGGGUUUAAGUGUGAAGUUGCAGUGGUGAACUCUCUUAUAAGUAUGUAUAUGAAGUGCACUGGCAUAUGCUUGGCUGAGAAAAUUAUUGAAGAGGUGACUUUUCUGGAUGUGGUAUCAUGGAAUACUAUGAUUGGUGUGGUAGCAAAAACUGAUAGACCUCAAAAAGCAUUAGAAUUAUUUACUAAAAUGUCCGUGGAUGGAGUUUUGCCUACUGAGACCACAUUUGUUAGCCUUAUAAACUGUUGUACGCAUUUGGAGAUUCCAUUCUAUGGAGAGUCCUUUCAUGUUAAGAUAAUCCAGCAUGGUUUGGAAUCUAAUGUUUUUGUAGGUAGUGCGUUGGUUAAUUUUUAUGCUAAAUGUGAUAACUUGGAAAGUGCCCGACGCUGUUUUAAUGAGAUCUAUGUGAAAAAUGUGGUUUGCUGGAAUGCUUUGAUUUUGGGUUACUCUAAUAAUUAUUCCCCUGCAUCCAUACUCUUACUGCAAGAAAUGCUUCAUUUAGGUUACCGACCUAACGAGUUCUCAUUUUCAGCUGCGCUUAAGUCAUCAUUGGCAUUAGAGCUCCAGCAGCUGCAUUGCUUAAUUGUAAGAAUGGGAUUUCAGAAACACGAGUAUGUGUUGAGCUCUCUUAUAACCUCAUAUGCCAAAAAUGGUCUUGUAUCUCAUGUCCUGGUCUUUCUCACGGAUUCUGAUGGUCUUCUUUCUGCAGUUCCUUCUAAUGUCAUUGCUGGAAUUUAUAACAGAAUUGGGAGAUAUAAUGAAACUCUAAAAUUUCUUUCUCUACGUGAAAAACUUGACAUUGUAUCCUGGAACAUUGUGAUUGCAGCUUGUGCCCGCAGCGGUUAUUACGAAGAGGUAUUUGAGCUUUACAAACAGAUGCAUUUGAUUCAAGUCCUGCCAGACAAUUAUACAUUUGUCAGCCUUCUAAGUGUGUGCGCAAAACUUUGCAGUUUUUCUUUGGGCAGUUCUCUUCAUGGUUAUAUCAUUAAGAUAGAUUUCAGUUCUUGUGACACAUUUGCAUGCAACGUUUUAAUUGACAUGUAUGGGAAAUGUGGUAGUGUGGACAGCUCAGUGAAAAUCUUUGAAGAAAUAAAAGAAAAAAAUUUAAUCACGUGGACAGCUCUAAUUUCUGCACUUGGACUUAAUGGUUAUGUUCAUGAGUCAUUAGAACGAUUCAGAGAAAUGAUACUCUUGGGCUUUAAGCCUGAUGGAGUAGCUUUUACUGCAGUUCUUACGGCUUGCAGGCAUGGCAGGUUAGUGAGAGAUGGGAUGGAGUUAUUUGGGAAAAUGAAAAUGGAUUAUGGUGUUGAACCAGAAAUGGAUCAUUACCAUUGCAUAGUUGACUUGUUGGCUAAAUGUGGACAUGUUACGGAAGCAGAGACAGUGAUUUCCAACAUGUCCUUCCCACCAAAUGUCAUUAUAUGGCGUAGUUUCCUUGAAGGCUGCAAGACUCAUGGAGCUGCAAUGGACCAAGCAGUAGGACAUCUUUAA